GGCUUCAGCGCGCACGCGCGCAGAUGUCGGCGGUGCUGAGCCCCUACUUGAGAGGCUCCUGUCACAUGAGCCGCGCGCCCGCUCUGUUCCCCCUCCUCCCUGGCUGGGCUGUGUGAAUGAAGCUCUGCAGGCUACGUGGGGCGCUAGCUCAACUUGGUGUCCUGGACUUCAGAGCGAACUGAGUGCACUGCCCGCGGGCGACGGACUCAGCGACAGGGUUGGGGUUCUAGCAUUUUCCAGAAAGCAGGACCACACCUUCCAUCUACACCCUAUUCAAGACUCUCUACAAAACUGGAGUGCUCUAGGAAACCCUGAGACUGUGACCCCAGUGUGGGAGAAGAUAGUAUCAGAUGGCCAUGUGGCAGGGAGCCAUGGAUAACAAAGGCUUUCGGCAGGGAAGUUUUAGUAGCUUCCAGAGCAGCACCAGUGAUGAAGACUUAAUGGACAUACCAGGGACAGCUAUGGAUUUCUCCAUGAGAGAUGAUGUUCCUCCUUUAGACCGAGAAAUAGAAGAGAACAAGUCAUACAAUGAUGCAGGAAUAGUUUCUGCAAAUAGGAUGAUGGACUUUUUGGAGGAGCCAGUCCCUGGUGUGGGGACCUAUGACGAUUUCAAUACAAUCGACUGGGUGAGAGAGAAGUCCCGAGAUCGGGAUAGGCAUCGAGAGAUUACCAAUAAAAGCAAAGAGUCAACAUGGGCCUUAAUUCACAGUGUGAGUGAUGCUUUUUCUGGCUGGUUAUUGAUGCUACUUAUUGGUCUUUUAUCAGGUUCCUUAGCUGGCUUGAUAGACAUCUCUGCUCAUUGGAUGACAGACUUAAAAGAAGGUAUCUGCACAGGCGGAUUCUGGUUUAACCGUGAACAUUGUUGCUGGAACUCUACACAUGUCACCUUUGAAGAGAAAGACAAAUGCCCAGAGUGGAAUAGCUGGUCCCAGCUUAUCAUCAGCACAGAUGAGGGAGCCUUUGCCUACAUAGUCAACUAUUUCAUGUACGUUCUCUGGGCUCUCCUAUUCGCCUUCCUUGCCGUAUCUCUUGUCAAGGUUUUUGCGCCUUAUGCCUGUGGCUCCGGAAUCCCUGAGAUAAAAACUAUCUUGAGUGGUUUCAUUAUUAGGGGCUAUUUGGGUAAGUGGACCCUGAUUAUCAAAACCAUUACAUUGGUGCUGGCAGUAUCAUCUGGCUUGAGCCUGGGCAAAGAGGGCCCCCUAGUGCACGUGGCUUGCUGCUGUGGGAACAUCCUGUGCCACUGCUUCAACAAAUACAGGAAGAAUGAAGCCAAACGCAGAGAGGUUUUGUCGGCUGCAGCAGCAGCUGGUGUAUCUGUAGCUUUUGGGGCACCUAUUGGCGGAGUAUUAUUCAGCCUAGAAGAGGUCAGCUACUAUUUUCCCCUAAAAACACUGUGGCGUUCUUUCUUUGCUGCCUUGGUGGCAGCAUUUACUCUACGUUCCAUCAAUCCAUUUGGGAACAGCCGCCUGGUUCUAUUUUAUGUGGAAUUUCACACCCCAUGGCAUCUCUUUGAGCUUGUGCCAUUCAUUCUGCUGGGCAUAUUUGGUGGUCUCUGGGGAGCUUUGUUUAUUCGCACAAACAUUGCCUGGUGUCGGAAGCGUAAGACCACCCAGUUGGGCAAGUAUCCUGUCAUAGAGGUACUCACUGUGACAGCCAUCACUGCCAUCCUGGCUUUCCCCAAUGAAUAUACCCGUAUGAGCACGAGUGAGCUCAUCUCGGAGCUAUUUAAUGAUUGUGGCCUACUGGACUCCUCCAAGCUCUGUGAUUAUGAGAACCGUUUCAACACAAGCAAGGGGGGUGAACUGCCUGACAGACCUGCUGGCCUGGGAGUCUACAGUGCAUUGUGGCAGCUGGCUUUGACACUCAUACUGAAAAUUGUCAUUACUGUAUUUACCUUUGGCAUGAAGAUCCCUUCUGGCCUCUUUAUACCUAGCAUGGCUGUUGGUGCUAUAGCAGGCCGACUUUUAGGAGUAGGAAUGGAACAACUGGCUUAUUACCACCAUGACUGGGCCAUUUUCAAUAGCUGGUGUAGUCAAGGAGCUGAUUGUAUCACACCCGGCCUUUAUGCAAUGGUUGGGGCUGCAGCAUGCUUAGGUGGAGUGACUCGUAUGACUGUCUCUCUUGUUGUCAUAAUGUUUGAACUAACUGGUGGCUUGGAAUACAUUGUGCCUCUAAUGGCUGCAGCCAUGACAAGCAAGUGGGUGGCAGAUGCUCUUGGGCGGGAGGGCAUCUAUGAUGCCCACAUCCGUCUCAAUGGAUACCCCUUUCUUGAAGCCAAAGAAGAGUUUGCUCAUAAGACACUGGCAAUGGAUGUGAUGAAACCCCGGAGAAAUGAUCCUCUGUUGACUGCCCUUACUCAGGACAGUAUGACUGUAGAGGAUGUAGAGACCAUAAUCAAUGAAACAACUUACAGUGGCUUUCCAGUGGUAGUGUCCCGGGAGUCCCAAAGACUUGUGGGUUUUGUUCUCCGAAGAGAUCUCAUUAUUUCAAUUGAAAACGCUCGAAAAAAACAGGAUGGGAUUGUGAGCACUUCCAUCAUUUAUUUCACUGAGCAUUCUCCUCCAAUGCCACCAUACACUCCACCCACCCUGAAGCUUCGGAACAUACUGGAUCUCAGCCCCUUCACUGUGACGGAUCUUACGCCCAUGGAGAUUGUAGUGGAUAUCUUCCGUAAGCUGGGUCUGCGUCAGUGCCUGGUUACACACAAUGGACGAUUGCUUGGAAUCAUUACCAAAAAGGAUGUGUUGAAGCAUAUAGCACAGAUGGCGAACCAAGAUCCUGAUUCCAUUCUCUUCAACUAGAAUUGCAGUGCUGUGUUGGAUAUAAAAUAGGAAGGACAUUGCAGACCCUGGAUAUAUUUUAUUAACUGGGUACCCAAAACACAUUUCCCAUAUUUGAAUGGUGAAGUUAUGUUAGUGUGUUGUCUCUUUCCUACAAGUUAACCAGUUGCACUACAUAAUCUCUGCAACUUAAUCUUCUCUUUAUGAGAAAAUAGUUAGGCUUCUGUGAUAAUUGUAUUAGGAAGAUUUCAUGAAAGAGUAGAAGAAGAUAGCUGUUGUUUAAUUUUAUCUUUUAAGAUUUUUUUAAUUAAAAAAUAAUUGUUAGCCAAUAUGCAAUCACUGAAAACUAUGCAAGAAAAAUUACAACCAUCCUGCCUAUAGCCUUCAUGAAACUCAUGAAAAAGUCAACUUUUUUGAGCUCUACCUGUCACUGGUGGAAGAUGAAGUGCCAACUAAGGGGCUUUGCUUUUCCAACCACAGAAAGGAAAGCCAGAGGGAAAAUAAUAAUGGUAUUUUCUAGACUGUGAAGAUUCAGUUCAAAUGUUAUCUUUUUCCUGUUACAAUAUUUAGCAUUAUUAGUUUUUUAUGUAUAUAUGUUAAUUUUAAUUUCUGAUUAUAUGACAAUGCUGCUUGGUUAAUCUCCUCUGAAUGAGUUCAGAGAGGUUGACUUUUAUAGCUUGCUUAUUCCUGGUACUCUUUUGAAGUGCACAAAGAUAAGUUAUAGAGCUUUCUGCUUGUCUGCAGAAAGGAUAAUUUUCAGAUGGUGUUUGUUAGCUAGUAGACAAGGACUUUGCCAUGAAUUUGUUAGUAGCAAGGAAUGAUUUCUUUCCAGUUUCCUUGAAAUGAAUGAUUAGUAAAGUUCUAAGCGAAGUAACUGACUAGGAAUUUCACAUUUUGGUGAGAUCCAAGUAAUCCUCUUACCCACAUGCCACCUCCACGGAUGAUGGUGCUUUAGACUUCUGGAAUAUGAGAUUCACCCUUCGGCCAAAGAACUGUAAAGGGAACUAAGUCUAGACUACAUACUGGUAAACCAGGCAAGAUCCAGAGCUACAUCAGCAUUCCUUCAUAAAGACUACCAGUACUAAAAUAACUGGACACUCAUGCCUCCUCCCAACGUUAAGUAUGUCCCUGUGAGCAUGCGAUAGGCUUGGAGUACUUUCAGAUAUACUGGCAUCGGAACAGGAUAGGCAGCUGUGACUCCCUUUUGAGGCUCCUUAUAAUUCUAAAUAAAAAUACAGAGCUAUCUUAAGACCCACGGGUAUGGACAAGGCCUGGUGACACCAAAGGUGCUUGCAGCCAAUUGAAAAGAUACCUGUGUCAAUUCCCUACCACCUUUACUGCACUGUAGGGACACCUGGUGGGAUUCAGAGCCACCACCAUCAUUCCUAGCACUGUUUUCAUUUUCUAUAGUUUUACCCACAUACAAUUAUUCCCCUUCCAUUCUUUUCCCCUUUCUACUCCUCAGUACUAAACCUUCUCUUUGGGAUUGAGCAUUGUGCCUGGCUAAUCAUUCAUAUUACAAAAAAUAACUCUUGGGACUAAUUAAAUUUUAAUCUAAAACUCAGCAACCUUAUGACAUAUGGGCCAGAGGUGAUACACAGCCAUUUUCUUUGCCAUGUGUCCCAGUUGCUGCUGCCGCCAUUCCUCCAUUUCCACACGCAUGCUCAUGACAGUGAUACUUAACUGCCAGUGGUAAGAGUUCAGCCUUUCCUCAUUUUUCAAGCCUGUUCUCGACACUUCCAGCCAUCCUUCUAGCCCAGCAUCAACAGUCAGCAUUUCCCCCCACCCUGAACACCUCAGUAUACCUCAUUUUAAAAGUUGCUGAUAGCUAUACUAGGAAUUUUAUCCCUAGUUCUUAACUUCCCCAAGUCAGAAAUUCUUUUAUUGCACAGAACUUAUGCCAAGGCUUAUUUAAAUUUUCAUCUGUAAAAUAUCAAGGCAUCCAUAAGAGUUUCUCUUUUUAAGUACAGUGAAAUCUGUGAGAGCUGGAACUCGACGGGACUACCUUGAUUUUCCGGGUCUUGCAAGUUUUUCGCUUUUCACAGGGUGCACAGUUACCACUUUUCUGUCGCUCUCUAUUAGUGGAAAAUGUUUGAGUUUUCCUUCUUCGACAGGUUUCUGUCUCACACAGGUUCUGGUUUUUGCAGAUCUUACUGUAUAUCACUCUAACAAUUGGAUGAAAAAGAAAAAAAAAACUUUUACAUUUUAUCACAAUCAUGGCUCAAUAACUUUACAUCUUUUGUUCCUUCCACUCCACUGACUUCCUCACAUGAGAUGAGACUAUUUGCCUGACUACCCCUGUAUAUUGUGUAGAAAUCAAAGUUCUUAUCUGUAUAUUUCUGGUUCUCUACCUAUCUCUCCUUAUUAUCCAUCCUUCCCCCUAAAGUAUGCAAAGCGGGAAAUGUUAGUAUUUCUGGUAUUCAGUGACUGGUUGUAUUUCAUAGUACAGGAGGGAUAUAGAUUUCAUCUAAGUUUGCCCUUGUGUUUCCUCUAGGUUCUGUUCUUUAUUUUAGACAGAUGAGCCAGUGUUAAGGUGCUACUUCAGAGAAUAAAUCCAAGAAAUCAGAUAACACUGUGCCAAGGUAUACUUUCUAAAUGCUGUUUGAUCAGAGAUGUGUUUUCAGACACCUUCCUCUUUUUCUGGCCCCAGCUUCCUUCUGGCUCAGGCCAGCUGUGGAGUAGGAGUGCUGUAAUCCACAAAACAGAUAUCUUCUGGUAUCUGGAUAACCUGACAUUGACAAUAAUUUGAAUUUGCCAUCUGGCAAAGCAAAAAAUUAAUUUGCUGAUUGAACCACAAAGCAAUUCACUUGUUUUGGUACCAAAGGCUGAAUCUGAACCCUUUACAGGAAGAACAGAGCAGAGCAUAAAUUUCUCUGUUGAGUCUUCAAUUCUGUUAGAACAUAAGAAUGUUAAAGUAAUGGAGACUUUAGUGUUGUCUGAGGCAGCUAAGUAAUUCAGAACCAAAGCCUUAUGAGACCAUUCAGAUGUUGGGGGGGGGCACGGAACUUAGAAUGCAAGAGAGUCCAUUAUGAGAGGUAAUAAUUGUAUGUUUUUAAGUAUUUAAGUCACUUGCUGUUGUUGGGUCUUGCUGUUGGUUCUGUCAGGUGAUGAAUCUUUUGUUUUUUUAAUAAAUCCAAAGAGCACAAAUUUAGAAGUUCAGUUUUUAAUAAUGGUAACAAAGACGGUGCUGAGAAUUUUGAAUGGCCAGUGUGUUUUAUAUUGCCCAAGUACUUACUGAUGACUGACCCACAUUGUAUUGUGAGGUAUUGAUUUACCUACACUGGAACCAGUGGUGGGCCACCCAUCAGUUCAGAGGAAGCAGGAGGACAUCUUUCAUGGUGGUGUAUAGGGUAUUGAACUUCUGAAAGCCUUAAGAAAAAUUAGGAAUUUAGAAAGUAAAUGGAAGGUAGAACAUUGAGUCCUUAAAAAAAAUAGAUAUCUAAAUACAGGCAUACCUUGGAGAUAUUGCAGGUUUGAUUUCAGACCACCGCAAUAAAGCAAAUAUCAUGAAAAAGUGAGUCACAUGAAUUUUUUGGUUUCUCAGUGCAUGUAAAAGUUAUGUGUAUACUAUACUGUAGUCUAUUAAGUGUGCAGUAGCAUUAUGUCUAAAAAAAACAAUGUACAUACCUUAAUUAAAAAUACCUGAUUGGUAAAAAAUGCUAACCAUCAUUUCAGCCUUCAGCAAGUCAUAAUCUUUUUGGUGGUGGAGGGUCUUGUCUUGAUGUCGAUGGCUGCUGACUGAUCAGGGUGGUGGUUGUUGAAGGUUGGGGUGGCUGUGGUGGCAAUUUCUUAAAAUAAGACAACAGUGAAGUUUGCUCCAUCGAUUCACUCUUCCUUUCACAAAAGAUUUCUCCAAAGCAUGUGAUGCUGUUUGAUAGCAUUUCACACACAUUAGAACUUCUUUUAAAAUUGGAGUCGAUCUUCUCAAACUCUGCCACUGCUUUAUCAACUAAAUUCAUGUAAUAUUCUCAAUCUUCUGUUGUCAUUUCAACAAUGUUCAUAGCAUCUUCACCAGUAGAUUCCAUCUCAAGAAACUACUUUCUCUGCUCAUCCGUAAGAAGCAACUCCUCAUCCAUUGAAGUUUUAUUAUGAGAUUGCAGCAAUACAGCCAUAUCUUCAGGCUCCACUUCUAAUUCUCUUGGUAUUUCUACCACAUCUCUAGUUACUUCCUCCACUAAAGUCUUGCACUCCUGAAAGUUGUCCAUGAAGGUUGAAAUCAACUUCUUGCAAACUCCUGUUGAUAUUUUGACCUCCUUCCAUGAAUCACAAAUGUUCUUAAUGGCAUCUAGAGUGGUGAAUCCUUUCCAGAAGGUUUUCAGUUUACUUUGCCCAAGAAAUCACUGUCUGUGGCAGCUAUAGCCUUACAAAAUGUAUUUCUUAAAUCAUAAGACUUAAAAGUUGAAAUUACUCCUUGAUCUGUGGAAUACAGAAUGGAUGUUGUGUUAGCAAGCAUGAAAACAACAUUAAUCUCCUUGUAUAUCUCUACCAGAGCUCUUGGGUGAUCAGGUGCAUUGUUGUAAAUAUAUCACAUAAAAAAAAACAUAACUCUUGCCAAUUCAACUUUUUUUUAUUGUGCUUUAAGUGAAAGUUUACCAAUCAAGUCAGUCUCUCAUACAAAAAUUUAUAUACACCUUCCUACAUCACUGGGUUUUUGUUUUUUAUAUACUCCUAAUUGCUCUCCCCCUAAUGAGACAGCAUACUCCUUCCCUCCAGUCUCUCAUUUUGUGUCCAUUUGGCCAGCUUCUGACCCCCUCUGCCUGCUCAUCUCCCUCCAGACAGGAGAUGCCAACAUAGUCUCACGUGUCUACUUGAUCCAAGAAGCUCAUUCUUCACCAGUAUCAUUUUCUAUCCCAUAGUCCAAUCCAAUCCCUGUCUGAAGAGUUGGCUUUGGGAAUGGUUCCUGUCUUGGGCUAAUAGAAGGUCUGGGGACCGUGACCUCUGGGGUCCUUCUAGUCUCAGUCAGACCGUUAAGUCUGGUCUUUUUAUGAGAAUUUGAGGUCUGCAUCCCACUGCUCUCCUGCUCCCUCAGGGGUUCUCUGUUGCAUUCCCUGUCAGGGUAGUCCUCGGUUGUAGCCAGGGACCAUCUAGUUCUUCUGGUCUCAGGCUGAUGUAGUCUCUGGUUUAUGUGGCUCUUUCUAUCUCUUGGGCUCAUAAUUACCUUGUGUUCUUGGUGUUCUUCAUUCUCCUUUGCUCCAGGUGGGUUGAGACCAAUUGAUGUAUCUUAGAUGGCCGCUUGUUAGCGUUUAAGACCCCAGACGCUACUCUCCAAAGUAGGAUGCAGAACUUUUUUUUUAAUAGAUUUUAUUAUGCCAAUUGACUUAGAUGUUCCCUGAAACCAUGGUCCCCAAACCCCCGGCCCUGCUACGCUGGCCUUCGAAGCAUUCAGUUUAUUCAGGAAACUUCUUUGCUUUUGGUUUAGUCCAGUUGUGCUGACCUCUCCUGUAUCAUGUGGUGUCUUUCCCUUCACCUAAAAUAGUUCUUAUCUACUAUCUAAUUAGUGAAAACCCCUCUUCCUCCCUCCUGCCCCCCUCUCGUACCCAUCAAAGAAUAUUUUCUUCUCUGUUUAAACUAUUUCUCCAGUUCUUACCAUAGUGAUCUCAUACAAUAUUUGUCCUUUUGCAACUAAUUUCACUCAGCAUAACGUCUUCCAGAUUCCUCCAUGUUAUGAAAUGAUACACAGUUUCAUCAUUGUUCUUUAACGAUGCGUAGUAUUCCAUUGUGUGAAUAUACCAUAAUUUAUUUAUCCAUUCAUCCGUCGAUGGGCACCUUGGUUGCUUCCAUCUUUUUGCUGUUGUGAACAGUGCGAGCAGUAAUAUUUUGAAAGGAAUCUUUUUUUUUUCUGAGCAGUAGUCUCAACCGUAUGCUUAAAAUAUUCCAUAAACAAUGUUGUAAACAGAUGUGCUGUCACCCAGGCUUUGUUGUUCCAUUUACAUAGAACAGGCAGAGUAGCUUUAGCAUAAUUCUUAAGGGCCCUAGGAUUUUUGGAAUGGUAAACGAGCGUUGGCUUCAACUUAAAGCCACCAGCUGCAUCAGCCCCUAACGAGAGAGUCAGCCUGUCCUUUGAAGCUUUGAAGCAGACAUUGACUUCUCCUCUCUGGCCAUGAAGGUCCUAGAGGGCAUCUUCUUCCAGUAGAAGGCUGUUUCCUCUGCACUGAAAACCUGUUGUCUAGCGCAGCCCCCUCCAUCAGUCAGCUGGAUCUCCUGGGUAACUCGCUGCAGCUUCUACAUCAGCACUUGCUGCUUCACCUGGCACUUUUAUGCUACGGACACGGCUUCUCUCCUUAAACCUCACGAACCAACCUCUGCCAGCUUCAUACUUUUCUUCUGCGGCUUCCUCACCUCUCUCAGCCUUCAUAAAAUUGAAGAGAGUUAGGGCCUUGCUCUGGAUUAGGCUUUGCUUAAGGGAACGCUGUGGCUGGUUUGCUCUAUCCAGACCACUAAAAACUUCUCCAUAUCAGCAAUAAGGCUGUUUUGUUUUCUUAUAACUCCUGUGUUCACUGGAGUAGCACUUUUAAUUUCCCUCAAGAACUUUUCCUUUGCAUUCACAACUUGGUGAAUUGUUUGGCACAAGAGGCCUAACUUUCAGCCUAUCUUGGCUUUUGACAUGACUUCCUCACUAAGCUUAUUCUUUUCUAGCUUUCGAAAGACGCUUCCUUUCACUUGAACGCUUAGAGGUCAUUGUAGGGUUAUUAAUUGGCCUAAUUUCAAUAUUGUUGUGUCUCAGGAAAUAGGGAGGCCUGAGGAGAGGGAGUGAGAUGGGGGAAUGGCCAGUUGGUGGAACAGUCAGAACACACACAAUAUUUAUUAAGUUUUCCAUCUUAUAUGGGUAUGGUUCAUGGCACCCCAAAAGAAUUACAAUAGUUACAUCGAAGAUCACUGAUCACAGAUCAUCAUAACAGAUACAAUAAUAAUGAAAAAGUUUGAAAUAUUGCGAGAAGUACCAAAAUGUGACACAGAGACACAAAGUGAGCACAUGCUUUUGGAAAAAUGACACUGAUAGACUUGAUCGAUGCACAGUUGACACAAACCUUCAAUUUGCACAAAACACAGUAUCUGUGAAGCGCAAGAAAAUGAGGUAUGCCUGUAAUGUCUGAACCUACACGUCCUAAAAUGUUGAUUUUUUUUUUCCCUUUCCUAACCACCUCUGGAACUGCCUGGUCUCCCUUUGGAGAAGGAAUUGAAAGUUAUGGCAGUUGAAGAGCCCUAGUUUGUGUGAGAUGGUGGGAACAAGGCCAUUCCAUGUCCCAAGCCAUACAUCCUGGCAUUUAUAAACUACUUAAUCAUGUACCUGAAGGGGAAAAACAAUAAAGACAAUAAAGUACCCCCCCAACCAUGCUUUCCAUACAAAGGAGAGGCUUAAAGCAGUGUUUGGCUUCAGGGAAGCCUACUUAUAUGGAGAAGGCUGACCCAAGACAUCUUCUCAUGAAGGAGUACAGCCUCUACUGCCAUUGCCUAAGUGAUUAACUUUAGGUAUAUUCUCUUUAAUUUCUAUAGCAAAAUGUUUUGUUUUUUUUUUAAAUCUAUUAAAUCCUUUAUCUGUCACCAGUUGUCUUCAAGUCAUUUCUGACUAAUGGCAACCCUAUGUGUGUCAGAGUAGAACUGUGCUCCAUAGUUUUUUCUUUUUUAAUUUUGUUGUGUUUUAGGUGAAAUUUUACAGCACAAAUUAGUUUCUCAUUCAAAAAUUUAUACACAAAUUGUUUUGUGACAUUAGUUGCAAUCCCUUUAAUGUGUCAGUACUCUCCCCCUUUCCCUUUCCACCCUGGGGUCUCCGUGUCCAUUCGUCCAGUUUUCCUGUCCCUUCCUGCCUUCUCAUCUUUGCUUUUGGGCAGAUGUUGCCCAUUUGGUCUCGUAUACUUGACUGGACUAAGAAACACAUUCCUAACGUGUUACCGUUUGCUUUAUUCCAUAGUUUUUUAAUGGCAGAUAUUUUGGAAGUCGAUCACCAGGCCUUUUUUCCAAGGCACCUCUGGGUGGACUUGAACCUCCAGUCUUUCAGUUGGCAGCCAAAUGCCUUAACCAUUUGCACCACACCCUAGUAUCUGGGUCAAGCCCUGGUGGCAUAGUGGUUAAGUGCUUGGCUGCUAACCAAAACAUUGACAGUUCAAAUCCACCAGCUGCUCCUUGGAAACCCUAUGGGGCAGUUCUAAUCUGUCCUGUAGGGUUGCUAUGAGUCAGAAUCAACUUUACAGCAAUGAUUUUUUUUUUUUUUAGUAUCUGGGUGGCGCAAAUGGUUAAGCGUUAGACUAUUAGCCAAAAGGUUGGUGGUUUGAACCCACCCAGAGGUGCCUUGGAAGACAAGCUGGCAAUCUGCUUCCAAAAGGUCACAGCCUUGAAAACCCUAUGGAACAGUUCUACUCUGAACACAUGAGUUUGUCAUGAGUCAGAAUUGACUCAAUGGCAACCAACAACAACAAAAUAUAUACUUAUUGUGUAUUAAGAAGAAAAAGGUGAGGGUUUCUCAGGUCAUAGCUCAAAGAAAAAAAACACAAACCACAACAAAACCACAAACAGAGCUGUGCUAAAUUUGUAGUUACAUCAGUGUAGUGGACCUGUGGUUAGAAACUGAACUUUUUGGUAGUUUGCUCCAAGGAGAGACAUUCUUGGAAUCGUGGUGUUAGCAACUUUGAGUUAUACCCCAAACGUUUGCUGGCCACAUUUUCAUUUCAACACAUCUAGAUCUGGGCAAAAUUUCGAAGUGAUGUAGGGAACAAAAUAGGUUUUUCCACUGUGUAGUCUGCUUUUGCCAAAUCCCCAAAGAAGAAAACUAUAAGAUGUGUGGAGUUUGAAUUUCUUGGAUGGGACCUAUCAGGUAGUCCAGCCCAAUUCUGCAGUCCUAACUCCCUAUGUCUAAGUUCCUGCCAAAGGGUCUUCAGCCUCUAUGCACACACUUCUUGAACGUGUGGCCUUUUAAGGAGAGAUAGCAUGUGAUGAUUUAAAAAACAUGAGGGUUAAAAAAAAAGACCUCUCUCUUUCUCCUAUUCCCCGAAGCCAGAUUUCUCUCCGUCGUUACAAGCAUAGCGUUUUGAAUGUGGACCUUGGAAGAGAGGGAGGAUGGUUUUGAGAAUACAGAAUGGAAGAUACUUCUGAGUUGAAGGGGUCAAUGGGGCUUUUCUUUACCUUAGGGACUAAAGCCAGUGGUAUCUGUCAAGAAUGUCGAGGGCUUUUAGCAUUUCAAGGAAGAAAGCUUAUUACCUACUAGUCCAAAUCUUGGAAACCCUGGUGGCAUAGUGGUUAAGUGCUACGGCUGCUAACCAAAGGGUCGGCAGCUCGAAUCCGCCAGGCACUCCUUGGAAACUCUAUGGGGCAGUUCUACUCUGUCCUACAGGGUUGCUAUGAGUCGGAAUCGACUCGACGGCACUGGGUUUGGUUUGGGUUUGGUUAGUCCAUAUCUGUAGCCCUGGUGGUGUAGUGGUUAAAAGCUCAGCUGCUAACCAAAAGGUCAGCAGUUUGAAUCCACCAGCCGCUUCUUGGAAACCCUGUGGGGCAGUUCUACUCUGUCCUACAGUGUUGCUAUGAGUUGGAAUCAACUUGACAGCAACGGAUUUUUUUAGUCCAAAUCUGUUGAAAUUCAGAUGAAGUCUAGGAUUUGGUGAGUGAAAUGCCAUCUGGCAAAAUGGGAAAGAGGAAGUAGCCUGAGAUCAUUGUACCAGGAUGAGAGUUUUUAGGUUCAUUUUCAUAUUUGAGUAUACCUCAAAAUAACAUGGUCCUUCGGGAGUACUUUUACCUCCUCCAUUUCACUUUGCCCCCUCUUCUUCCUCCUUUCUGUCCCAUUGUCUUGCCUUUUUAGUACUCAGCUUUUUGUAAGUAUUUACUUUUUUAUUAUAUAUUUGGUCCUUUGGGACUGUGUAAUGAUUAAGAAUUGCAUUCUAGAUAAAAAAUGAUGUGUAUUAAUAUUACAUUUUGUUCUCUUAAACUGUCUUUUGAAGCUAUUCUGCUAACCAGGUACAGGCCAGAAAAGAGUUGGGCCUGACAGACAGCACCCUGGUCAUGUCACCUAAGGAUGACAUUGAUGUCAUAAUGGUGACUCUUCUCCAUUUUACCAAGGUCAGUCUCCUGCUCUAACCUCUGCCCAGUCAGUUCUGGCCUUUGGAAAACCACCACCCACUGAGUGAGCCCAUGAGGCCAGGAGGAUCAGAGGGGCUAGGUUUUAGCCCAUGGGCUACCAUAUGAAUAUCUCUGUGUACACUCAUUUGUAGGGCAGGCUCCAACUGCAUAAGCCAAAUAAAACAUGUCUGACUUGACAUUUUAGUUCCUGAGAGCUGGUCACAGUUCACAUGAAGCUAAUAUAUAAACAUCAACAGCAACUAGGCAUCCAGAAAUUAUCUUCAACCAAAGCUAAUAUAGCCUGAGUUUCCAUAGGAAGCUUGGUGCUGAGCUGCUCAGAGCAAUUAUUUAUCUGAGUGUUGCCAACACUUUAGCCAUACUUUCUUAGCUUUAGUCCAACUUUUAAAAUGUUGGACCCUGUUCAUAGGCACAGCCUGGACCAAAGCUGUGGCUCACCGCUCACUUCAUUCUGCUCCCUGGUCAUGCAUAGCAACAUAGUCUAAAAAGGAAAGCAUGGGCUGGGGGAGUUAGGAGACCUGGUUUAUAUUCCCUGUGCUUCUACUAACUAGCCUUGAGAUCUUAACCACUCUGUGCCUCAGUGUUCCCAUCUGCAAAAUGGGGACAGUGUUACUUGCCCUACCUACCUCAUAGGGUUGUUGUGAGGAUAAACCAAGACAAUGAAUGGAACGUACUUUGACAAGUAAGUGCUAUGCAAAUCGUAAGAAAUGGAAACAAUCAUGUUAAAGGCAAUGGAAUAGAAACUGGUAGAAGGGUUAAUGGGCUAGUCCGGCCCUUUCUCUAUGUGGCUUAAAAGCAGGUCACCAUUGCUUUAUAUAUUUCCACUUACCACAGAUUUGUAAUUAUGCAUGUAAUAAAUAAAGCACAGCCUUAUCCAACUGGUGUAUGGUAUUUUUUUGAAGACCCUAAACUUUGUAGCCAUUGAUUUCUGAUCGUAAAAGUGGGGUGGCGAGCAUAGGGAGAGUAGUGUAAAAGGCAACUUUAGUUGGAAUCAGCAGGCUCCACUUCUUAAAAAGAUUUGUUAAAUAUUUAUUUAUGUAUUUCAAGAUUCAGUAAUAUUUUUUGCCAUAAUGAGGCAAACGAGGAGCAGCUUGUGUUUUCUGAGAGAUCCCAGAUACCUAGAUACCUUAUUCAUUAUGGCUACUUAAAUUGUGUCUCAUACAUGGGUGAUAAUUUCCUGAUGACCUGAGAAUCAACUGGGAGCUGUUUUUUGUCUUUCUUUGAUCUUUUAAUGAGUGUAAGAUCAUGAGCUUUGACAGAUCUCUUUCCUGCAGUCACUUUUUAAAAAACUGUUUCGUUGUUGUUAAUUGAAAAUUGACACAGUAGAACAUGCACCAAUUCAACCAUUUCUACAUGUACAAUUCCAUGCAUUGAUUAUAUUCUUUUAGUUGUGCAACCAUUCUCACCCUCCUUUUCUGAGUUGUUCCUCCCCCAUUAACAUAAACUCACUGCCCCCUAAGGUUUCUAUCUAAUCUUUUGAGUUGCUGUUGUCAAUUUGAUCACAUGUCGAUAAUUCUUAAAAGAAUAUAAUGCUCAAGGCAGACUUUUUUACUAGUUAAGCUAAACUAUUGUUUGGUUUUAAGAAGACUUCAGAGGAUAUUUUUGGUUUAAGGUUUAAAGAUCAUCUCAGGGUGAUAAUUUCAGGGGUUCAUCCAGCCUCAAUGGCUCCAGGAAAUCAGUAUGUCAUAAGAAUCUGAAAUUCUGUUCUGCGUUUUCCCCCUUUUGAUCAGUAGUCUUCAAUAGAAUCUUUGAUCAAAAUGUUCAGUAAUGGUAGCCAGGUACCAUCCAGUUCUUCUGGUCUCAUGGCAAAGAAGGCAGUUAUUCAUGGAGACAAUUAGCCAUGCAUUCCAUUUCCUCCUCCUAUUCCUGACUCUCUUUCUUCCUCUGUUGCUCUAACCUGUAGUCACUUCUUACAAGGAGUGGAAUGCAUGAUUAAAAUUGUUCUUCAGAUAAAUACUAGUGUUCUUAGCAUUCUUUAUGAUAUGUUGGGAUUAAAAUGUCUUCUGUGAGAAACCUGCUGAAAUGACCAUGUAAAUUAAAGUGGGUGGGGGGAGGUGCUUGAGUAUACAAACAUUUCCUUUUCACACUUCCCUGGAACACAGAACACAAAGUAAAGCUAUACUUUGAACAUGGCUUACCUACUUUUCACCCUGUUUUUCCUGCAUUUCAUUCCUUCCUUUCUCCCUCUCAACAUUAGCCAGACACCAGUAAGGCAGUUUACCUGUGUCCAACUUUUCAUGUAAGAGUUUGUCUAGUCGACAUUGGAUUAUAUGUGUACUGGCAUUGACUUGCUAUCUUGUUGCUACCAAGAAUUUAAUGCCAUUGGCUUACUUGGUAUCGUUUCAGGAAGGACACUUCUAUAUAACAAUAACUCCCCCAUAGGCCUGAAAUUCCACAAAGAAAUUUCAGUUCUUGAUGAUAUUCAUCAUUUCACUGUGCCCGUUCCACAUUGCUGCCAUUCUUGUCUCUAAAUACCUUUUGAGAAGAAGCAAUACAUCUAACUGUUACCACCUAUCAACAGAUCUAUUCUCUGUAGGAUUCAGAUAAAAGUUGCUUUGAUGGAAUGUGAAGUUCAGGAGUUGCCCAGAGAAAGACUUGGAAAUGACCACCAGAUGUCAGUGCAAUCAUUAAAGUACUGAUGUGGCAUUACAGGGGAAGUAAGCACAACUGGACUAAACCAAAAGCUAAGAAGUUUCCUGAAUACAACCAAACACUUUGAGGGACAGGGUAGCAGGGGCAGCAGUCUGGGGACCAUGGCUUCAGGGGACAUCUAGGUGAACUGGCAUAACAAAAUAUAUUAAAACGUUCUGCAUCCCACUUUGGUGAGUGUCGUCUGGGGUCUUAAAAGCUAGCAAGCGGCCAUCUAAGAUGCAUCAAUUGGUCUCAACCCACCCGGAGCAAAGGAGAAUGAACACCAAACACACAAGGAAAAUAUGAGCCCAAGAGACAGAAAGGGCCACAUAAACCAGAGACUCCAUCAGCAUGAGACUGGAAGAACUACAUGGUGCCCGGCUACCACCAAUGACUGCCCUGACAGGAAACACAACAGAGAAUCCCUGAUGGAGCAGGAGAGCAGUGGGAGGCAGACCUCAAAUUCUAGUAAGAAGACCAGACUUAAUGGUCUGACUGAGACUGGAGGGACCCCAGAGGUCAUGGCCCCCAGACUCUCUAUUAGGCCAAAACUAAAACUAUUCCCAAAGCCAACUUUUCAGACAAAGAUUAGACUGGACUAUAAGACAUAAAAUGAUACUGGUGAGGAGUGUGCUUCUUAGCUCAAGUAGACACAUGAGACUAUGGGAAGUUCCUGUCUGGAGAUAGAUGAGAAGGCAGAAGGGGACAGGAGCUGGUCGAAUGGAUGUGGGAAAUACAGGGCAGAGAGAAGGAGCAUGCUGUUACGUUGUAGGGAGAGCAACUAGGGUCACAUAACAAUGUGUGUAUAAGUUUUUGUAUGAGAAACUGACUUGAAUUGUAAACUUUCACUUAAACCACAAUUUAAAAAAAAACUGAUGUGGCUAAGUAUGGGCCACACAGAAACUGCCUGAGGGGUAGGCAGCAGGCAAGAAGCAUGAAUUGAUACACAGAGCUAGACACUAAACCAAUCCGUUGCUGAUGAGUUGAUUCAUACUCAUGGGGACCCCAUGUGUUACAGAGUAGACCUGCUCCAUAGGAUUUUCUUGGCUGUGAUCUUAUGGAAGAAGAUCACCAGGCCUUUCUUCCACGGUGCCACUGGGUGGGUUCAAACUGCCAACCUUUAGUAGUCAAGCGCAAACUGCACCACCUUUGGAUCUUGAGCUAAGUACUGUUGAGUUGCUUCUGACUCAUAACAACCCUAUAUGACAGAGUAGAACUGCCCCGUAGAGUUUCCUAGGUUUAAAUCUGUAAGGGAGCAAGUCACCAGGUCUUUUCCCCCAAAAAAGUGGCUGGUGGGUUUGA
Messenger RNA from Loxodonta africana (African savanna elephant), 16775 nucleotides. It is a transcript of the gene CLCN5, whose product is annotated as chloride voltage-gated channel 5. Gene Ontology annotation, cellular component: Golgi apparatus; early endosome; plasma membrane. The coding region runs from base 351 to 2801 and encodes 816 amino acids. Gene Ontology annotation, biological process: transmembrane transport; chloride transport. The record is from RefSeq and is a predicted model, not a curated record. The transcript is spliced from 14 exons. Lineage: Eukaryota; Metazoa; Chordata; Mammalia; Proboscidea; Elephantidae. Gene Ontology annotation, molecular function: voltage-gated chloride channel activity.